This is a messenger RNA of Acanthaster planci (crown-of-thorns starfish), 3522 nucleotides long. RefSeq names its product dual specificity protein kinase CLK2-like. Gene Ontology annotation, cellular component: nucleus. The record is from RefSeq and is a predicted model, not a curated record. Gene Ontology annotation, biological process: regulation of RNA splicing; protein phosphorylation. Lineage: Eukaryota; Metazoa; Echinodermata; Asteroidea; Valvatida; Acanthasteridae. Gene Ontology annotation, molecular function: ATP binding; protein serine/threonine kinase activity.
UCACGACACUCGAACAGUGACGUCGCUGGCGGUGCCCCGUUAACGCGUUACGCGAGCGCUACGCGCCAUACCCACCGUACAUGUACUAACGGCACCUACAUGUACGGCGAAGAGCGCGGCCGGCCAAGGUUUGGUACAAACUGGCAAAAAGUAAUCAUCGUGGAGUUUCUUUUCGGAAAAGUGAGGGACUUCCUCACGACUACAAUGCCUCGCUCUUAUCACAGACAGUGCUCCACUAGCAGAUACUCCAAUCACUACAGACAUAGACGGAGAAGGAGAUCGCCCUCCAAACAUUACUAUGAUGACAAGUAUGGAUCACAUAGGUACAGGUCAAGGAGCCGGGAUCGGCGGAGAGAAUACUACUAUGACGGCUACCAUGAGUAUGACUACUGUAGGAAUUCUCCACCUAGAGGGGUUGUUUACUAUGAUGAGGACUACUACAUCCCCCGGGAAAGGGAAGAGCUAAGCUGCAACUACAGCAGGAGCAGUGACUACAGACGGAGCCGACGCCACAGGAAGCACCGGCGUCACCAUUCACAGAGCAAGUCGUCUGGGAGAAGUCGAAGAGAAGAGAGGAGUGCACGGGAGGAGGGGCGGAGUCGAAGGGAGGAGGGGAAAAGUCGAGGAGUGAUUGAUGACGAGGAUGGACACCUUGUGUAUCAUCCAGGGGACAUCCUCCAAGCAAGAUAUGAGGUGGUGGGGACCCUAGGAGAAGGAACGUUUGGAAAGGUGAUCGACUGCAAAGAUCUACAUUCAGGGAGUAACCAUGUGGCAUUAAAGGUCAUUAAGAACAUUGACAAGUACAAGGAAGCUGCCAAGCUGGAGAUCAACGUGCUGACCAAACUACUACACAGAGACCCCGACGGGAAGAGCUUGUGUGUACGUAUGUUGGACUGGUUUGACUACCAUGGCCACAUGUGUCUGGCCUUUGAGGUGCUUGGUUUGAGCGUCUUUGAUUUCUUGAAAGACAACAAUUACCUCCCUUAUCCCAUGGAUCAUGUCAGGCACAUAUCCUAUCAGCUAUGUUAUGCUGUCAAGUUUAUGCAUGAUAUGAAGCUUACCCACACUGACCUCAAGCCAGAGAAUAUCCUGUUUGUGAGCUCAGAGUAUGAAAUUCGGUACAACCCUUCCAAGAAACGUGACGAGAAGACAGUAAGGUGCUCAGACAUACGCCUCAUAGACUUUGGCUCGGCAACGUUCGAUCAUGAACACCACAGCACCAUUGUCUCCACAAGACACUACAGGGCAUUAGAAGUUUUACUAGAGCUGGGUUGGGAUCAGGCCUGUGAUGUUUGGAGCAUAGGAGCCAUUAUGUUCGAGUUAUACACCGGCUUCACAUUAUUCCAAACUCACGAUAACAGGGAGCAUCUAGCCAUGAUGGAGGUGAUUCUUGGCCCUAUGCCCUCUUCAAUGAUCAGGAAAACAAGGAAGCAGAAGUACUUCUACCACAGUGGUGUAGACUGGGACCGGAACAGCUCCUCAGGCCGUUACGUGCGCGAGAACUGCAAACCGCUGCGCCACUACAUGCGCUCCUCACGCAGCACAGAGGAGCUGCACCUGCUCUUUGACCUCAUUGAGCUGAUGUUGGAGUACGACCCGGCCAAGCGCAUCACCCUCCAAGAGGUGCUGGACCACCCGUAUUUUGACGACCUGGCAGGCCACCAUCGGCUACAUUCGCCCCUCCGGAAAUCGCACAGCCUGAGCAGGUGACAGUGCGCCGUUUCACACCUGUCCAGAGUCCCCUAUAUGUGAACGCAUGCUGUUUCAGGGGUGUUGGUCAGAACUUGAAAAAGUUGUCUGAAUUGGUAUUGAAACAGGUUAUCAAUGUCGCUGAGGCCAUGAUACACAGUUGAGGGGUGUCCCAAGAUGCCAACGGCCCCUUCUGACUAAAACCUGGUGUCAUUUACAUUGGGCUUUAAUGCUGUAAGAAAAUUUUAUAUGUUUGAUGACGCUGUCGAGUUUGUGGCAAGUCAGGUGUGUAUCCAGUCGAACUGUAUGCAAUAAAUGCCACCCUCUCAACCCUAAGGGCUCCAGUGUGUUCAAGUACACAUAUACAUUUUUGUCAUUAUGCAAUUGUGCUCAUCUCAUUAAUAAGUUUAAAUAUCAGACAGCACUUUAGCAUUAAAGACCAGCAAGCCUGCUUGCCACUGGAGCAGCUCAAGUCACGGAAAACCCACUCACACUAGUUAUUGAAAUUAGCUUUGAUUUUUUUUGGUUAUUUAUAGCCUUUAAGUUAGACCCCUGUGCAUUUUUAGUUACACACAUAAGAACCCUUAAUCUCAAUGAAUUAUGUGUGCCUGAAUUGAUGUAACACAGAGUGCCAUGUGACUGUAAUUUCAGUUUGGUGUUUGGGAUUACAGAUAUCCUUCUUGUGGUUUUUAUUGUCACAUUGCCAGUAAUUCCUCCUAUUCCUUUUGUUGGUGGCAGGUGAUGACCCAUUUAAUUGAAAGGGAAAAAACCACAAAUAAGGUUCUUCAAAUGACAUAAACCCUGUAGCAAUGCCAAAGAGCGUCAGUACACAAUACACUUGGAUUGCAUCACCAGUGUUAAUGGUCACAAGGAAUUUUUUUUCCUUCUCAUAUAGUUUGUAGGUAGACUUUGUACAUAUCCACAGCAUGGUAAAAUCAUAGUAAACCAUUUUGCCAAUCUACAGAAAGAUGCCAUCUAUUUCCAAUUGCACCAUGAUGUAAGAACAGUGCCAACAUUUGUAUCGAACCCUGACGCUGCCGCAGAGCACAUACAUCCUUGCACAGUCCCUCAAUGACUCAAUACCCUGAACCAUAAGUUUUGUAAUUGAAUGCCAAAAAUGCCAGUUAGAUUUCAAAACUUUAAAAUUGACCAUUAUCAAAAUGCUCAGAGGCAAUUUACAAUCAGAGCAUGUGAAUUUCAAAUGUGAUCACACUAAUUGGUGAAACCUACAUGUAUGUGCAGUUGUGGUCAGUAAUUGAAGCCGACAGUCUUCGCUGGCAAUACUGUACAGCCUGUUAAAAUGAUGUUGCCAAGAAUGUAUUCUUCCAAUGUUGCUGCAUGUAAUUGACUUUCCAUAUUUACAGACAUUUCAGCACUGCAGUAAAAGUGAGGUGGUUAUAUACAUGUAGCUCAUCAUACAGGGUCUGAAGAUGAAUAUUUAUUAUGAAUAUCCUGGAGUCUGGCAGUUGCACCAAAUUAUUUGCAAUUUGACAAGAUUUUAGUUGAGAAUUUUGGUUUGAUUCGUUUGGAACAUUGUGAUGGUAGUUGUGUAAUGCUAUGUACGCGUACACAUCAGUGAACCGCUGGGUAACACGGUUAGUCCCUCAAAAUGCUAUUUUCAAUUGUACUUGGCUCAUAAGUCAGUGCACUGCCCCCCCCCCUGAAAAAAGUAACUAAGCUAGUUGUGUUCAUCGUUCUGCCGUAUUGAAACUCAUUUAUUUAAAUUUGUGUAUGUACUUGUAUGCAUUUCAUUCACUGUUGAAUAAACAUGGCUGUGUACAGAGUCAAAUCUUUGAAACAAAUUGACACUGACAAUAAAGAAUUUGAAUUUUU